This is a messenger RNA of Micropterus dolomieu (smallmouth bass), 2148 nucleotides long. Its product is annotated as beta-1,3-galactosyltransferase 2-like. The transcript is spliced from 3 exons. Gene Ontology annotation, cellular component: membrane. Bases 259 to 1227 code for a protein of 322 amino acids. The record is from RefSeq and is a predicted model, not a curated record. Gene Ontology annotation, molecular function: N-acetyl-beta-D-glucosaminide beta-(1,3)-galactosyltransferase activity. NCBI's taxonomy places the organism in Eukaryota, Metazoa, Chordata, Actinopteri, Centrarchiformes, Centrarchidae.
ACGGAACGACGAAGAAGAAGAAGCAGCAGGGAAGUGAGGGUGUGGUUAAUGUGAGCGGUGUCCAGUCUCAGGUAAAGAUGAGCUGUGUAAUGGCUGGUGGUUCUGGUGGUCUGUGAGAUCUAUUCGAGAUCAUAACUACGCCACGGUCCCUGGUCUCCCGUGAGUUUUACAGCACAAGAGGAAAGACUGCGGAGACAGCUAGGGUGCGUUUUUAGAGAAGGACUACAAAAGGACUACGACAGGAUUACAACAGUUAUAAUGAAUACUGGAAGGAAAUACUUAAAACACAAAUUACUCUGCAUCCUGGGAGCAGUGACGAUCCUCCUCAUCUAUCUCAGCAGCUGGAGUUGUCUGGGUCUAAAAACAGCACUGUCAUGGGACGAUUGUGGGCCUUAUGUGGCCUAUCCACAAAACUACAAGUUCAUCAUGGAUGACACACCUACGUGUAAGACCAGGAGUCCUUUCCUGGUCCUGAUGGUUCCGGUUGCACCCAGUGACGUGGCAUCUCGGGAGGCUAUCCGGAAGACAUGGGGAAAUGAGAAACUGGUUCUGGGUCAGCUUAUCGAGACUGUCUUCAUACUUGGCCUACCUGGAGGAGCUGAUGCUGAGCAGCAGCAGGAGAAUGUCAAACAGGAGAACCUGCUGCACCAUGACCUGAUCCAGAGUAACUUCCAGGACAGCUACCGCAAUCUGACCAUCAAGACUAUGAUGAUGCUGCAGUGGCUGGCUGUGCGCUGUGUAAAGGCUUCCUAUGUCAUGAAGAUUGACACAGAUAUGUUCCUCCAUGUCCAGAAUUUGGUUAAACUGUUGCUGGAUCCCAGCGUGGCCAAACAAAACUACAUAACGGGUUUGGUGUGGUGGCACAGCCCGGUUUUAAGAAACCCAUUCAACAAGUUCUACAUGCCGAGAUACGUGAUUGCGGAGUCAGAGUACCCUCCAUAUCCUCUGGGCAUGUCCUACAUCAUGUCCAUGGACCUGCCUGGGAAGAUCCUAGGAGUCUCUUCUCAGAUUAAACCUGUUUAUAUUGAAGACGUCUACCUGGGUAUGUGCCUAAAACUUCUGGGCAUUUCCCCCACCGACCCACCUGAAAAUACAAUGUUUAUUGUCACACCCAUUCAUCCUCUGAGCGACUGCAGCCUUUCAAAAGUGAUUGCUAUAACAACAACAAGCAUCCCGCAGAUGAUGCGUUACUGGGAGAGGAGCAAACAGCCAGAUGCUAAAUGCUGAACUUCAUCAGGUUGACUGAAAUUAGACCUGUUUAAUGACAACAUGGAAGCACCUUGCUUUUUGGUUGGAAAGAAAAGACAAAACAGAUUUAAGGAUUAACAUCCACCUUGUAUCAAAUGUACUUCUCAGCCAGCUGAACUACAGACUUUCUGAGCUGUAUCAGCUCUCAGAGAUGAGAACAUCUGCUGGCCACAGUACCAGAGUGUUAGAACCUCGACUUGUCCAAAAGAGUUGUAGCCUCAUUUUGAUAUACGAAAUUCCAUAUUCCUCAGUGUUCAAAAGAUAUUGUCCUCUUCACUCAGUUGCUGAUCAAGCCCCUGUACAGUUGUAGUUGGUCACUGUUCCAGAAGAGGGCAGUCUAACAUCAGCUUAAACCCACUGCAUCAAAUCCUCAGGAUUUCUCAGGCUAAAUUACCAUUCAUUUUUUUUUUUUUUACUAUUCAGCAGAUUCUUUCAAAAUUGAUCAACAAAACCCUUCUCAUGACUGUUUACUUGAUAAGAGCAAUUACGGUAAAGCUUUUCUUCUGUUACCUGAACUUGCUGCUACAGUAUUUUCAAUUUCAUCAUAGUCUGUUAUAGCAUAGCAAUCUAGGGAAACAGGGUAUCAAACAGUGCUGUGGGAACAAAAAGAAAAAUAAUCUCAUGAAGCUGCAGUGGCAAAGUACCUCCAAACAGAUUAAAAUAAAAAAAUAAAAUAUAAAUACCCCGUCUGAUUAACCACAAAUUAUUUUAAGGAGGGCACACUGUGAUGUGACCUGGCCAUGAACUAGACAUUCAGCUGGCUAUGGUGUAAAAUUAGGAGGGGUGUCAGCAAAUGACUGAAGUUGAUUGUUCUCAACUUGUCACAAAUGUCACUGUAAACAUGUGUGCACACUGAAUUAAAUGUGAAAAGGAAUAAACAAAACCUUUGGUGAUACUGCA